Hymenoscyphus albidus is the source of this 6401-nucleotide messenger RNA. The record is from the annotation of a GenBank genome assembly. Lineage: Eukaryota; Fungi; Ascomycota; Leotiomycetes; Helotiales; Helotiaceae.
AAAAAACCCCUCCUUUUCUCAAAUUUAUCAUACUAGUUUUGAGAGGGUGAAAACACGAUUCAAAUGCCUCAAAUGGCUCUCCCAAGCCGGUCCGCACAUUCCCAGCCUCUUUCGGGGACGAGAAAUCUUGUGGAGAGCAGGUUGUGGUAUAGGUGGAAAACGUCUUGAAUCUGGAUGAGCAGAGCUCCUCAACUUUCCCCUCAAGUUUGGUGCCAAGAAGGGUUGGGAUGUAGGUCAAAAGUGCACCUGCACUGCAUCGAUGCAGCUGGACCGUAUCAGGUGGGCCCGGAAAAACCACCGCCGGGUUUAUCCGAACCCCCGAGCGGCUGUGGUUGGCUGGCGGGAAAUGUUGUUCUACCAAGGUCCAAGGUCCAAGGCACCUACGCGACAGGUUCCGAUCACCACAAUACAGUGCCAUCCUUCCACUCCUCCUCUUCACACCCACCACAAACCACCACCCGACUGAUCAUUGUCGCAGUCAUUACCCCGAGAACGAGAGCCAGAACGAGAACCACAUACUGCUUUUGCACUACAUCCAUCGCUCAAUCGAGUCCCCUGCCAAUUCACCGCUCACGUCGCGCGUCUCCUUCUCCACCCAUGAUUUGCCGCCAAUAAAUCUCGGUCGACCGCAGCGACAGACAGAUUGAUCGACAUGCCAACGAAGCGCAAACUUGAACAUUUUGACCCCAACAAGUCGGACUCUGCCGAUACAGACUUCGACCCGACAGAGUAUAGAGCCCCAGCGCGCAAGACCUCCAGAAAAUCUACGGCUGGUGGAAAGAAGAACGGAAGAAACGCGCGCAAGCGCACCAAACGCCGUGGGUCCCAGUCAGACGACGACGACAACGAUAGCUUGCUAGAAGAUAUUUCAUACUCAGAUCCCUCUCAAGAGGAAGAGAAAUUCGAGAUGAACGAGAAGACAGGUCGCGCGGUGCGAAAAUCUGCCAAGAAGUCCGUCAACUAUGGAGAAGGCAGUAGUGAAUCUGUCGAAGAGUCGACGGACAGCACGGAUGACGCAAAGCCCAAUAAGAAGCCGCAAGGCAGAAGACGCCAAGUCAUUGACGAUGACGAGGACGAGGCUGAAAGUGAAGGUGAAGGUGAACGGAAAAGGCAAGAGGCUGCAAGCGAACAGGCCGAAGACGAUGAGGCCGGCCGCAGGACCCCUCCAGUGAAGAGCCGUAUCGUGACAUUGAAAAUUAAAACGCCCGCCUUAACUCGCGGUCUUCGCACUUGGGAUUCCACCACCAGACGCACACGAGGAACUUCAAAAGAACAAACCCCCGACCCUGUUCCGGAACCAAUCUCUGCCACUAUGGUGCGAAGAACCAAACGAGCCACGUCCGCAGCCUUGGGCGGCGAACCCACGGAACGAAGAACUACUCGAGCCACAUCUGCAGCAUUGGGCGACGACGCCGUCGUUUACCAGGCCCUUUCCAAUUCUGGUCGUCAUGCCAUCCGAGAUAGCCAUAGUCCACAAGCUGUCGGCCGAAGAGCCACUCGCGGCGCGAAAAGUGUACUGCCAGCUGCUGCGUCUACCAUCAAAGAGGAAAUCCACGACUUGGUUCAGGGCGGCGAGGAUGUUAUCAUGGCUACUGCCACCGAGAUCGCCGGAACCGACGAACGUGACGAAGUCGAUAGCAUUGGGAACCCCGAAGAUCAAACACCAAAUGACGCAGACGCAAACGCAGACGCAGACGCAGACGACGACGACGAUGAUGAUGACGAGGGACCGAUUUCGCGACCCGGCAGAGCAUCUCGACAAGCCGUUCUCGUUGUCUCUGAUAUUCCUGAUGACGACGAGCCAGCUGCUGCCACUGCCACUACCACUGCCAAUGCACCUAGACGACUGACUCGAGGUUCUAAGAAGAAGGAACAAAAGCGGCCUGCCGAUGCUAGCAGCGAUUUUGAACCAGUUGAAGAAUCCCUCGAGGAAGAUAUUUCAGCAUCCGACGCGGACGCAAACAUACGAAAAGGAAGCGAGGAAUCCGGCUCUCAGAGACGUAGUCGUCGUGAUACCCGCGCAAAAUCCAAGAGUACAUCUAGGAGAAGAGCAAGUCCAACUUCUGAAGUAGAGGAGGAGCUCAUUGACCAAGAGGAGCUUGCUGAGGAACUCCAUGAACUUAAAGCUAGCUCGAGAAGACACAGAAGAAGAGUUUCAUCAAACGGCAUUGUGUUCGAGCAAAAGAGCACCCGGGCUAAAAAACCCGUUAACUACAAAAUCAUGCCUAUGGAUCAAGUCUUGGCGUUGGAUGAAGAUGCGCAAGAUGAUGCUCCCACGCCCAACCGCAGAUCAAGAGGAGGUCGAAAUGGUGCUUCUCAGCCAUGGGAGCGCAAUCUUUAUUCUACAUAUGGUCCAUUUGGUGGUGGCGGAGGGCCGCCGCCUGUUAUUGGCGGUCCUUGGGGCACUGGAGCAGCAGGCGGUGCAGAUUCGGAUAGUAGUGACGAGGAGAACAUGGCACGGCCUACGAACGUUGGCGGAAACGUUGGAAUGACCCCGACAUCUGCUAUACCUGGAUUGCUCCCUGGAUUGGCGCAGACAAACCCAGAACCUGCUGCCGCAUUAUCGGGCACCCCCGCAAACUUGGGGAAAGUGAAGAGCCAAAAGGCUUUGGCUGAUGCAGAUCCACUGGGCGUUGAUCAAAACGUUGAUUUCAGCAAGAUUGGUGGUCUUGACGGUCAUAUAGAUCAAUUGAAGGAGAUGGUUCAGAUGCCUCUUCUGUAUCCUGAGCUCUUUAUGAAGUUCCACGUUACACCACCUCGCGGAGUUUUGUUUCACGGUCCACCAGGUACUGGUAAGACUCUUUUGGCCAGAGCUCUUGCUGCUACUGUUGGAUCUGGGGGUCGGAAGAUCACUUUCUACAUGCGCAAAGGUGCCGAUGCACUCAGCAAGUGGGUUGGUGAGGCCGAAAGACAGCUUCGACUGUUGUUCGAAGAGGCGAGAAAAACCCAACCAAGUAUCAUUUUUUUCGACGAGAUCGACGGUCUUGCACCCGUGCGAUCCAGUAAGCAAGAACAAAUUCAUGCGUCAAUUGUAUCGACACUCCUUGCGUUGAUGGAUGGUAUGGAUGGUCGAGGUCAGGUCAUUGUAAUCGGCGCAACGAACAGACCAGACAACAUAGAUCCAGCUUUGCGUCGACCUGGCCGAUUUGACAGAGAGUUUUACUUCCCACUUCCUGAUGUUGCAGCACGAAAAUCCAUCAUCAACAUAAACACCAAAGAUUGGGGAAUUGACGACUCGUUCAAGGAUUCAUUGGCCCACGUCACCAAAGGGUACGGAGGGGCGGAUCUUCGGGCCCUUUGCACUGAAGCAGCACUCAAUUCUAUUCAACGUACCUACCCUCAGAUUUACCAGUGCAACGACAAGCUCAUAGUUGAUCCCGAUAAGAUCAAAAUCACGGCCAAGGAUUUCAUGCUUUCUGUGAAAAAGAUCAUACCUUCCUCGGAGCGUUCGACAUCAUCUGGUGCAGCACCAUUGCCUAAGCGUGUAGAACCACUCCUGCGGGACAGAUUGAGCAUGAUUGAGAACGCGCUAGACGAUUUGAUCCCUAUCAAGAAGAAGACGACCGCACUUCAAGAAGCAAUGUUUGAACAAUAUGACGAUGCCGACCAAGGGUUUGGACGAGAAGCCAUGCAACAAGAAUUCGAGAACUCCCGCGUUUUCCGACCUCGACUCCUUAUUUGUGGUGAGCCUGGAAUGGGUCAAGGCUAUCUCGGCGGGGCCAUUUUGAACCAUUUCGAAGGCCUCCAUGUGCAGAGUUUUGACCUACCAACUAUAUUCAGUGAUUCUGCAAGAGUAGGUUUCUAUUGCACUUAAUUCGUUCUUGAUACUAACACAAACAGUCUCCGGAGACAGCACUUGUACAGCUAUUCGCUGAGGUCAAGAGACACAAGCCAAGUGUCAUUUACAUUCCCGGUGUGGAGACAUGGUAUCAUACUUUGAGUGAUUCGCAGAUGGAUAUCUUUCUUUCUUUGUUAAGAUCUAUUCCUCCUACAGACCCUGUGCUUGUUCUGGGCAUUACCGAGAACAGGGCAGAAGAUGUAGAUCCGAGAGUGCUCACAAAUCUCUUUGGGUUCUCAAGCAAGAAUCGCAUAGAGAUUCAACGCCCCAGCCAGGUUUGUGGUACUUGCUUUCGUUUUUCCAAUAAUGACUAACAGGCUUUAGGAACAACGAGAGGCCUUCUUCUCUACAAUCAUUGAGUACGUGAAGAAGACUCCCCAAGAAUUUCCAGAACCUCUCAAUCGCAAGAAGAGAAAGCUUGAAGUCUUGGAGGUUGCCCCGCUGCCACUGCCAAAGCCACCAACUAAGGAGGAACUUAAAGCUCAAAAGAAGAAGGAUCAUCAAUUACUUAAUAUUCUCAAGGUUCAGAUCCAACCCAUCAUGGACCAAAUUCAGAAGAAGUACCGAAAAUUUAGAACCCCGGCGAUUCAGCAAUCUCAAAUACAAUACCUCAUUGAUGAGCAAGAUCCUAAUUUUGUACGACCCGACAUACCUCAGUUCCGUCCAUAUGAAUUGGAUACGGACAAAAAUGGCAUUAAUGGUUUGCGGGAAACUGCCAGUGGAAAGCUCUUCUAUAACCUUGAGACUACCACUAUUGAAGAGAGGCUUUCGAACGGAUUUUAUGCCCGUCCGAAAGACUUUCUUCAGGAUAUCAAAUCACUCGCCAAAGAUGCCAAGCAUAUGGAUGACCGAGAUCGACUCCUCAAAGCGAACGAGCUCGUUUCCAACGUCGAGGUUGACAUUAUGGGUGUUGAAGCAAUGCCGCAGUUUGCUGAUUGUGAGAAUGUAUAUCAACGACAGCUUCAACGAAGCAAAGAGCGAGCAGAGAAGGAAAAGAUGAAGGAUGCACUGCAAGAUGUUUUCGGAGGUGUAGUUAGGUCUGACAUUCCAGACGCCGAAGCGGUACUUUUGAACGAAACUGCUGCAAAACGUCGAAGAUUGGAGACACCAGUUCGCGGUUCUAGUAGCCUAUCGAAUGGGGUCACUUCCGACCUGGUCACGAAUGGGUCUUCCGCUCAUCCAGGUUAUGAUACUCAGAUGAGUGGCGCAAAUGACCAUUCUCAACCGUUCUCGCAAACCCCGAUGCAUCCUCCAAGUCAGAUGCGUGGUAGAUUGAGCGGGCUUGCACAAAACUCUCAAAUAUCUCAGAGGUCAACCUUCCAGGAAAUUCCCCAUGGAACUUCGCCAAGCCAGUUGAUCAAUGAUGCAUCCACUACCACCUCUGGCAAGAAAACCUCCGAGGGUUGGAGCACGCAAGCGACAAACGGAAUUGCUUAUGGUGCAUUGAACUCGAGUCCAAUAGAUCGACCCCAAGAUUCGCAGUUACCCGACACACAACAAAAUACAUCCCUCAGGCAAAGUCAACAGGGAGCAUCUGAUCCAAGCAGCGAUGAUCAAUGGCCACACUCUCAAGCUCAAGGGAUCGCACGUGGUAUUCUUCAAGGAUUCACGCAAACACCUAGUUCUGGUAGUCAGUAUUCACAGAACCCAGCUGUUCCACCUUUCAAGGCGCCAUCACGAGCAGCCGCUAUCUCCAAGCCAUCAGGGUUUGCGAAUAUUCUCAAUGACUCUCCAGUAGAAGAGAUCCCAUCGUCCCAACCUUCUCAAGAUCCAUCUCAAGAUUUCGUCUCUGAUACAUAUUUUGUUGAAAUGCUACUUGGGUCUCUCAUCAAAGGAAGCAGCGGCUUAAAUGUUGAGCAGUUGGAGCAGGUUAAUCGAGAACUCAUGGAGACAAUUUGGAAGAUGAGGGGUGAAUGGAAUCGAAACAAGGUUGCGGCUACUUUGGUUGAAGUAUUCAAUGAAACGGUCAAGGAUAUUGAGGCGAUGCAGCCAACUCAAUUGCCUUCACAACAGAGCCAAUUGUAAUGAUGGAGGGAACGUAAAUGGGAAUUUCAAGGGUAUAGGAUAUGCGACUGUGAUUGAUGAAAGGGGAAGGAGUGGGAAGCGGAUGGAUAUUGGGUGCCAAAAAUGGGAUCAUUGAUAAGUUUUGUUUGCCUCGCAUGUUCUGAAAGAAAGGGACGUUAGCAUGGAGUACGGAGUUGACAAACAGGCGUUUUCUGCUGGUAGUGAGUGUGCUACAAUAUUGUGUUGAUUACAGGAAAUUCGUUUUUUUCACUACACGCCUUUUGCGAUACCUUAGUUUGUUGUAGUUGGUCCCGAGAAUAGCAUUUCAGUUUCUUCUUUUUGAUGUUGGUUAAUAGUAAGCUUUGGAUGGCUGUAGAUCUUGUGGCCGCCUUUAAUUUAAUGAGGAUUAGCCGUGUACUGUACAUCUUUAGUGAAUUUACUUGUAUCUCUUAUUUGAUUUCGUGUAGGAUAGUGGUAUAGUAGUAGUCAUGAUUAUCCCCAGAGUACUGUACACAGCCGUGUGAGAAUGAUAUCUCAGUGCAACUUCCAACAAUCCAAG